GCAGCGUCAUUACGUCAAGUUCAAUUUGGGGAGGCAUCCACGGCCACGGAGCGGAACUCACCUGUCUGCCUGAAACCGAAAGCGAUCGUAUCAGAUGACUAGAAGACACCAUUUUGGAGGACUUCUAACAAUGUCUUCACGUGUCACGGAAAAAGAGAAGCAGAAGUCCACAUGUAAAAUGAGUGUGUCUGAGGAGAGAGAGGAGAAGUCUUCUCCAGCAUCUCCAGGAUUCAGCUGUGUGUCUAUGAAGAGUAACAACUCCAUGUUUCUGACCCCUGACCUCAGUGAUGGACCUGCUGUUAACUCUGACCCUGUAAUUAUCAGCAGGAAGAGAAAGAGGGCAGCAUCUCCUCUACAGCCCCCUGAUCUCGGUAAUGAAGCAGUGCCCUUUGACCCUCUUGGUGGGAGAGCUGACCAGAUCAGAUAUGUAUCUUCCUGUCAGACCUGCAUGUCCUUCUACUGUCAGAGCCACAUUAGUCAUCAUGGCACAGAAGCAGCCCUGCAGCUCGAUACUCACCAACCAGUGCAUGAUGAUCUUCAGAGAGUCAAAGACCAGUACAAAACCAGCAUGAAGAACAAGUAUGAAAGAGUAUUUGAGGGAAUCAAACUACAAGAGAAUCAAAACCUCCUGAACAGGAUUUACACACAGCUGUACAUUAUAGACGGAGAGAGUGAAGGUGUGAAUGAAGAACAUGAGGUGCUACAGAUGGAGAAAAGUUACAAGACACUCCAAGACACUCCAAUCAACUGCAAUGACAUCUUUGAUCCUUCACCUGAACCAGGAUAUGAGGAGAAGAUAAGAGAGAAGAAAGACAAAAUCAAGACUGUUCUUACUAAAGGCAUCGCUGGAAUUGGAAAAACCAUCUCUGUGCAGAAGUUCAUUCUGGACUGGGCAGAGGGAAAAGCCAAUCAGGAUGUAGAUUUCAUGUUUGUGCUUCCAUUUCGAGAGCUGAACUUGAUUAAAGAUCAUCAGUACAGUCUUCACAGACUUCUGCUUAACUUUCAUCCUGAACUUCAAGAUCUGGAUUCAAAGAUUUAUGAUGAAUGUACAGUUGUGUUCAUCUUUGAUGGUCUGGAUGAAAGUAGAAUUAAGCUGAUGUUUUCAGACAGUGAGAAAGUUUCUGAUGUGACUGAGACUUCACCAGUGGGUGUUUUGAUGUCAAACCUCAUAAAAGGAGAUUUGCUUUCUUCUGCUCUCAUCUGGAUCACCACCAGACCAGCAGCAGCCAAUCAGAUCCCCUCUAACUACAUCACCCGUAUGACGGAAAUUCAGGGAUUCAAUGACCGUCAGAAGGAGGAAUAUUUCAGGAAGAGAAUCAAUGAUGAGCAUCAAGCCAGCAGAAUCAUCUCACACAUUAAAAGAGUAGGAAGCCUCCACAUCAUGUGCCACAUACCUGUCUUCUGCUGGAUCUCAGCGACUGUGCUUCAAAACAACCUGAAUCUAGAUCUCAGAACAGAAAUCCCUCAAACUCUGACUGAAAUGUACAUACACUUCCUCCUCAUUCAAACAAAUAUGAGGAACCAGAAGUAUGAAGAGAGAGAUCAAGAGAAGCUCAUGCAGUCCAACAGAGAAGUAAUUGUGAAACUUGCUGAAUUGGCUUUCAAUCAGCUGAUGAAGGGCAAUGUGAUGUUCUAUGAGGAGGACCUGAGAGAGAGCAACAUUGACAUCACCGAUGCUUCAGUUUAUUCUGGGAUUUGCACUGAGAUCUUUAGGGAGGAAUCUGUGAUUAAUCAAAGGAAGAUUUACAGCUUUGUACAUCUGAGCUUUCAGGAGUUUUUGGCAGCACUAUAUGUGUUUUUCUGCUAUUUACACAAGAACAUUGAGGUUCUGAAAAUGUUCCUGUCAGGAAAGUCCAGAACUCAGUCUGGGAAUGUUCCUCUGGAUGUGUUUCUAAAGGAAGCAAUGAAUAAAGCCUUAAACAGUAAAAAUGGGCAUCUGGAUCUUUUACUUCGAUUUCUUCAUGGCAUCUCAGUGGUGUCCAAUCAGAAACUCUUACAGGAUCUGCUGAUUCACACAGAGAACAACCCAGAGAGCAUCAAGAAAAUUAUCCAAAACCUCAAACAAGGUUAUAAAAACAAUGUCAGGCCUGAAAGAUGGAUGAAUCUGUCACACUGCUUGAUUGAGAUGAAGGAUAAUUCUGUUCAAGAAGAAGUGCAGGCAUUUUUAAAAUCUAAAUCUGAAGGAAAAAGUCUUUCUCUUGCACAUUGCUCAACUUUGGCAAACAUGAUCCUGAUGUCAAAAAAGGUGAUGGAUGAGUUAGACCUUAAAAAGUACAACAACUCAAAAGAGGGUAGAUGGAGACUGGUACCUGCUGUAAGAAACUGCAGAAAAGCUCUUUUGGCAGGCUGUAAUCUCACUGAGCAGCACUGUGAAAGUGUGGUUUCAGCUCUACAAUUAUCAAAGUCCCCCCUGAGAGAGCUGGACCUGAGUAACAAUCACCUACAGGAUUCAGGAGUGAAACUGCUCUCUGCUGGAUUGAAGAGUACAAACUGUCAACUUCAUGUACUGAGAUUAUGUGGCUGUUUGGUGACAGAGGAAGGUUGUGCUGCUCUGGCAUCAGCUCUAAGUUUAAACCCUUCACACCUGAGAGAGCUGGAUCUGAGCUACAAUCACCCAGGAGAUUCAGGACUGAAGCUACUCUGUGAUAAACUCAAUCACCUGGACAAACUCAAUUUGGCAGGCUGUAAACUCACUGAUCAGCAAUGUGAAAUUGUGGCUUCAGCUCUACAAUCAUUAAACGCCCCCCUGAGAGAGCUGGACCUGAGUAACAAUGACCUGCAGGAUUCUGGAGUGAAGCUGCUCUGUGUUGGACUGAAGAGUCCAAACUGUCAAAUCAACAUACUAAGAUUAUCUGGCUGUAUGGUGACAGAGGAAGGUUGUGCUGCUCUGGCAUCAGCUCUGAGUUCAAACCCUUCACACCUGAGAAAGCUGGAUCUGAGCUACAAUCACCCAGGAGAAUCAGGACUGAAGCUGCUCUCUGAUACACUCAAACAUCUGGACAAACUCAAUGUGGAUCACGGGGGAAAGUUCAGGAUUACAGCAGGAACACAAAAAUAUGCCUGUGAUCUCACACUGGAUCCAAACACAGCACACCGUGAACUCGUUCUGUCUGAGGAGAACAGAAAGGUGACGCGUGUGAAAGAGCAGCAGUCGUAUCCUGAUCAUCCAGAGAGAUUUGAUGGGUUUAAUCCUCAGGUUCUGAGUAGAGAGAGUCUGACUGGACGCUGUUACUGGGAAGCUGAAUGGAGUGAAGGUGCUGAAAUAUCAGUGGCAUAUAAAGGAAUCAAGAGGCAAGGAUGGAGGCCAGACUGUGGGUUUGGAUAUAAUGAGAAUUCCUGGAGUCUGUCCUGCUCUGAUCAUACUUUCACUGUUUACCACAAUAAGAAUGAAAUUGACAUAUCUGCUGGUUCAGGCUCUUGUAAGAGAGUAGGAGUGUUUGUGGACGUGUCAGUUGGCAUUCUGUCCUUCUACAGCAUCACUGACACACACACACUCACACACUUACACACAUUCACAUCUACGUUCACUGAACCCCUCUGUGCUGGAUUUAGACUUCCUUAUUUAAACUCUUCAGUGUCUCUGUGUCACAUUAAACAACACACACACAUUGACUGACUGACUGACUGACAGGGGUGUGAAGUAACUAAUUACCAAUACUCACAUUACUGUAACCCUCAUGCUCUUUGGUCAUUUUUUACCAAAAAAUAUUUUUUUACUUCAUCGGAAUGGUACGAAACUUGGUAAAAGGUUUUUGCAUUUGCUAUGUGAACACACACACACACACAAAAAAAUCAUGGACAUGAUUUGAAAAGGUUACAUUGUCCUGAAAAAAAAAUAGUCAUACUUGUGCUCCUAGCAGUCAAAAAUGACGGCAUUGGAAAAGACUGGAAGAUGAAUUUCAUCUAGUGAAAACUUUUAGUACUGCAGCCAAACAAAAGUGAAUGCUCAAAAAGUGAAUAAUUUAGUACUAUAAAAUCCACUAAAAAUACAAAAUAUUAAAUAAAAAACAUUGAACUAAAAUAUAGUACAUUCAUUUAAAUGAAAAAAAGAAAUAAAAAUUGUGUACUUUUACUUGAGUACAUUUUAAGUGAUAUAUCUGUACUUUUCUCUGCUAUUUUCCAUCUGUAUGUGGUCAUUGCAUCCUUGUUUUAAUUUUAUUUUUCUCCAUCAAUAUGGAUUGGAUAGGGGGAAAGUAAUCUCGUCAAAUCAAAUUGUGCACAGAAAACUUUAACCACAGCAGUAGAUGGCUGUUAAAGGGUUAGUUUCCCCUAAAAUGAAAAUUCUGUCAUUGAUUACUCACCCUCAUGUUGUUCCAAACCUGUAAGACCUUCGUUCAUCUUCAGAACAGAAAUUAAGGGUGUUUUCACACCUGAACGUUUGUUUCGGAACCUGGUGCGUUUUCUCCCUUGGUUCAGUUUGUUUAGGCAUAUGUGAGCAUGGCAAUGGUGCUCGGAUCCACACCAAAACAAUCGCUCCGAGACCGAUUGCAAAUGAACUCUGGGGCGGUUGAAAUGUGAAAGUAAUCCGAAACCAACAAACUAAACGAUAUAAUUUAUAACGGGAAAUGUGUUAUAUAAAAUGCAGUACUGUUUGAUUCUAUUACUGUUAUGUAAUCGUGCUUCUCCAUGCAAUAAUGCUGUCUCAACGAAGCCUUGUUUCCUGCUCUAACUGCAUUAUAACAUUCAUAUGUUUGCAUGUAUCUCAAGACAGCCUAUAGACAGCACUGGGAGAUCUAGAGAGAGCAUUUCAAUUUACAGCAGCAUUAAUACGAAUAUAUUAAAUAAUUUAACAGCUGAAACGAUGGCUACAUUUGUAUAGUGUUUGCGUGUCUCGACAGUUACAAAUAAAGUCACAAAAAGCUAAGCUCGUGGAGCGAACUUGUCAAUUAUCAUGAUGGAUGACGUAGGGAAAACUCUAAUCAAUAUGAGGACAGUUUUAACACAUUUUGGUACGCUUUGAAAUGUUGCCUUGUGAAAGCAAACCAAACCAAGAAGAAAAUGCAGCAUUGUAACAAAUUAAGAUCUACGAUCUAUAGGUGUGAAAUGUCUUCUGUGUCAUUCUCCUACACUGUUUAUGUUCAGCGCUUCCAGGUUCUAUGUCAGAAUACAGACUCAGUAUUUUCGAUUUGAGUAAAUGUAGCAGUAACACUACAAUACGGGUGCACUAAUAUGCAUUACUUCAUGCUUAACUAAUGCACAGAUAAUCACAUGUAAAUGUAACUAAACCACUAAUUAAAAUGAUUACUGCAUCAACAAUUAAAAAUUCUAUAUGAUUAAUAGAUUAAAUAAUAUAUGAAUUAUUAAUUAAAUGUGUCAUAAUGUAUUAAUUCCUUCAUAGUGUACAAUAUUAACUAAUAGUAUAAAUUAAUGUUAAUUACCACAAUGGGUCAAAGCCAUGUAUUUCAAAUUCCAGUUGUCUGCUUUAAUUAAUCAGGUGCGACACUACACAAUACAACAAAACCCAGAUAGCAAACUGAAGCCACAUUCUAUUUCCUACGUACUUCAAGCUCUUGCACAACUUCUGUUAGUUAGGACAAAUGGACUUGCAAUGAUCUGUCAUGUCCAGUGUAGACAGCUGUUGCAGCAUGAUGCAAUGAUGGUCGAGUUCAGUUUAAACAUGGUGUAACAAUGAUCAGAUUCUGGAUUUCUGAUAUCUGUGUUUAACCCAACUUACCCAUCCUUUAAACACAGUCUCUGACUUUACAUUCACUGCAUGUGCAACUGCCCAACUGACCUUUAAUGUCAAAAACUGUUGGAUGCUAAAUAUUCUUCAUUCUUUCUGACAAACAACAAAAGAUAAUGUGAAUUACAGUACAUACACUGUUUUCUAAAUCUUUAAACUGCAGUGUCUAGUCUUUAUUAUAAAGGGAGUUCAAAUCCACAGUUCAGUACUCACUACUCUUGAAUACUUUUAAAUAAGCUACUCUUUUACUCGAGUAGCUUUUUGGACAAGUAUUUUUUUUACUUUACUCACACUACAUUUUUUUUUUUUUUUUUUGGAAAGUAAUGGUAUAUUUGAGUACUCUUUCCACCUUGUCUGACUAACACACACACACACAUUCACUGAACCCCUCUGUACUGGAUUUAGAUAGUAUAUAUUUUUUUCAUGUUAUAAUAAGUGUACAGUUUCAUUUUUUUGCAUCUUGAAAUAAAUAUUUCUAUGUUCAUCA
Molecule: messenger RNA, 6170 nt
Organism: Megalobrama amblycephala (Wuchang bream)
Lineage: Eukaryota; Metazoa; Chordata; Actinopteri; Cypriniformes; Xenocyprididae
Product: NACHT, LRR and PYD domains-containing protein 12-like
Exons: 10
Coding region: 95-3616 (1173 amino acids)
Molecular function (GO): protein binding
Source: RefSeq, a predicted model, not a curated record